UAAAUUAGAGAGAUCGAGAGAGAGAGAGACAGAGAGAGAGAGAGAGAUGCGAAAAUCCCACCAAAUUCCCCAAAAUCGCCCAUAAGAGGAAACCCUAGGCGACGAAUCCGACGAUCCCGAACCCUCCGUAAGCUUCCCCAAUCGUCUCUCCCUCUCUGCGCCCCUCGCAGGGCGUGAUUUUGCGGGGUUCCGAGCUGGAUCUGGCUCGUGGCCUCUGGAUCUAGGGUUCCCGGGAUGAUGCUCUCGCUGCAGGGCGACGCGCGGCAGCAGCAGCCGCAGCUGCAGCUGCAGCCGCCGCCUCCGGCGGCUGCGCCGAUGAUCGGCUCCGGCGUGGUCGAUUGGUUAGGGUUUAGUCGCGGCGCGGUCGUAAAGAGGGAGGCGGCGAGUGGUUCGUUCCAGCUGCAGCCCCUGCUCGAUGGUAGAGUCGAUUUCAAGCCCUUGCAGAGUCAAAAUCCGGCGGAAGUUGAUGAGGAGAUGCAUCUCAGUCUUGCGCAUCAGAACUACAAAGCAGGGAACUACAAGAAAGCACUUGAGCAUAGCAAUGUUGUUUAUGAGAAGAACCCACAGCGUACCGACAAUCUCCUUCUUCUAGGAGCAAUAUACUAUCAGCUACAUGAGUUUGAUAUGUGCAUUGCAAAGAAUGAAGAAGCUCUGGCAAUUGAUCCUCAUUUUGCGGAGUGUUAUGGUAACAUGGCAAAUGCAUGGAAGGAGAAAGGCGAUGUUGAUCUUGCUAUCCGUUAUUAUUUAACUGCUAUCCAGCUCCGGCCCAACUUCUCCGAUGCGUGGUCCAACUUGGCUAGUGCGUACACUCGGAAAGGAAAACUGAAUGAGGCAGCACAGUGUUGUAGACAGGCUCUCUCACUAAAUCCUCGUCUGGUUGAUGCCCAUAGUAACCUUGGAAAUUUGCUGAAAUCCCAAGGAUUUAUUCAAGAGGCAUACAAGUGCUACAUUGAGGCCUUGCGGAUUCAGCCCACCUUUGCUAUUGCAUGGUCAAAUCUUGCUGGGCUGUUCAUGGAAGCUGGAGAUCUCAACAGAGCCCUCGUGUAUUAUAAGGAAGCUAUUAAACUCAAGCCAUCAUAUGCUGAUGCCUACCUGAAUAUGGGGAAUGUUUACAAGGCUUUGGGAAUGCCUCAAGAGGCUAUUAUGUGCUACCAGCAAGCUCUGCAGUCACGUCCUGACUAUGCCAUGGCAUAUGGAAACCUUGCAAGCACUUACUAUGAGCAAGGUCAGCUUGAUUUGGCGAUUCUCCACUACAAUCAAGCCAUAAUUUAUGAUUCCCGUUUUGUGGAGGCAUACAACAAUCUGGGAAAUGCUCUUAAAGAUGCUGGUAGAUUGGAAGAAGCUAUCAAUUGUUACCAAUCAUGCCUCACCCUGCAAGCUAACCACCCACAAGCUCUCACUAACCUUGGUAAUGUAUACAUGGAAUGGAACAUGAUAAGUGCAGCUGCUUCAUUCUACAAGGCGACAAUAUCUGUAACAACUGGAUUAUCUGCUCCUUUUAGCAAUUUAGCAGUGAUAUAUAAACAACAAGGAAACUACACAGACGCUAUAGCUUGCUACAAUGAGGUGCUCCGAAUAGAUCCCGUGGCAGCUGAUGCUCUAGUUAACAGGGGAAACACGUUCAAAGAGAUUGGUAGAGUUAAUGAAGCGAUACAGGAUUAUAUACGAGCUGUGACAAUAAGGCCGACUAUGGCAGAAGCUCAUGCAAACUUAGCCUCAGCUUAUAAGGACAGUGGACAUGUUGAAGCUGCUAUAAAGAGCUAUAAACAAGCUCUUUAUCUGCGUCCAGACUUUCCGGAAGCAACUUGUAAUCUUUUACACACUUUGCAGUGUGUCUGUGAUUGGGAAGAUAGAGAGAACAAGUUCCUUGAGGUUGAAGGAAUCAUUAGAAGGCAGAUAAAGAUGUCCGUUCUUCCAAGUGUGCAACCGUUCCAUGCUAUAGCUUAUCCACUUGAUCCCAUACUUGCCUUGGAAAUCAGCCGCAAAUAUGCUGCUCAUUGUACGCUGAUAGCUUCUCGUUUCACGCUUCCUCCCUUUACUCACCCCCCUCCCAUUCCUGUGAAGAGUGAAGGUGGACUAGGUCGGCUAAGGGUAGGAUAUGUGAGUAGUGACUUUGGCAACCAUCCUCUAUCUCAUCUUAUGGGCUCUAUUUUCGGCAUGCACAACCGGGAGAACAUUGAGGUUUUCUGUUAUGCACUGAGUCAAAAUGAUGGCACUGAGUGGAGGCAGCGUAUUCAGUCUGAAGCCGAGCAUUUUAUUGACGUAUCUUCUAUGACAUCUGAUGCGAUCGCCAGGUUGAUCAACGAUGAUAAGAUACAGAUCCUAGUCAAUCUUAAUGGAUAUACCAAGGGUGCUAGAAAUGAAAUUUUCGCUAUGCAACCAGCACCUAUUCAGGUUUCUUACAUGGGCUUUCCCGGGACAACUGGUGCAACAUACAUCGACUAUUUGGUCACCGAUGAGUUUGUUUCGCCUACGCGCUUCGCACAUAUUUACUCUGAGAAUCUUGUCCAUCUGCCUCAUUGCUACUUCGUGAAUGAUUAUAAGCAGAAAAACCGAGAUGUUCUCGAUCCGGUCUGCAAACACAAACGGUCUGAUUAUGGGUUGCCUGAAGAUAAAUUUAUUUUCGCAUGCUUUAAUCAGCUUUACAAGAUGGACCCUGAAGUAUUUAAUACUUGGUGCAAUAUCCUUAGACGAGUUCCAAAUAGUGUACUGUGGCUGCUAAGGUUUCCAGCCUCAGGCGAGAUGAGGUUGCGAACAUAUGCCGUUGCGAAGGGGGUGAGGCCAGAUCAGAUCAUUUUCACAGACGUAGCGAUGAAAAGUGAGCACAUUCGUCGAAGCGCUUUGGCGGAUCUCUUCCUUGACACGCCCCUGUGUAAUGCACACACCACAGGCACAGAUGUAUUAUGGGCCGGAUUGCCGAUGAUUACACGACCGCUGGAGAAAAUGGCCACUAGAGUGGCCGGCUCAUUGUGUCUAGCUACUGGAGUUGGCGAAGAGAUGAUUGUAAGCAGUAUGCAAGAGUAUGAAGAAAAAGCUGUCACACUGGCUUUAAAUCCCGCAAAGCUCAGGGCGCUUAGAGAUAGAUUGAAGGAAGCUCGCAUGUUUUGCCCUCUUUUUGACACUGCUCGAUGGGUGCGGAAUCUCGAUAGAGCCUACUUCAAAAUGUGGAACCUCUACUGCUGCGGCCAGCAUCCGAAGCCCUUUAAGGUGACGGAAAACAACGCCGAGUUCCCGUACGACAGGUAGUCCGACUGCUAACAUGAGGCUCUGUAAAUAAAGAUGAAAAGGAGUCAAAAGAGUCGCAGUUUUACUGCAUGUUCGUUGUUCCGAUACGCGAUCAGCGAUCAAAUUUAUAUGUCAACAGUAAGAAAGAUUUGAGUAGCUGUUGGGCUAGAAGAUUUAAGUGGUUGUAUUAUUAUGUGUGUUAAGCAUUUAUGUAUUAUUAUUAGUAUCUGUUGUUGCUAUAUCUAAGGUCAUAUAUAUAUAUAUGUAUGUGUGGCUCAAUUUAUAUGCGAUUCAACCUUUGGUGUCUUAUUAGAGGAGAUUGAGCUCAUUAUUUAUUUAUAAUUUGAGCCCUUCUCAAGGUGUUCACAUA
This is a messenger RNA of Ananas comosus (pineapple), 3595 nucleotides long. Its product is annotated as probable UDP-N-acetylglucosamine--peptide N-acetylglucosaminyltransferase SEC. The transcript has 28 exons. The record is from RefSeq and is a predicted model, not a curated record. The coding region runs from base 235 to 3246 and encodes 1003 amino acids. NCBI's taxonomy places the organism in Eukaryota, Viridiplantae, Streptophyta, Magnoliopsida, Poales, Bromeliaceae. Gene Ontology annotation, biological process: protein O-linked glycosylation. Gene Ontology annotation, molecular function: protein binding; protein N-acetylglucosaminyltransferase activity.